AAAAUCAUAACGGGAGUUGAGUCGAAGUAGUCUUUAAUACAAUAAACUGCAAGAAUUUCAAAUUAACGUGCAUAAAUUUUAACGUGCGUUUAUAUCCUGCCAAGUGAGUAUACAAUCACUUCCUUUCGGGCCGAUCCACGAAUGAACGUGGGGCUAUCCCUUCCGCGUUCGUAGCGUCGAGAGUGAGAUUUGAAUUGGCUGAAUUCAACUAACAAUAAUCAUCGACCGGAAAAUAGAAAACUGCGUGAAAGCCUCUUUCAGAGAACGAGCUAUUUCGAAUCUAUGACGCGUGCGCUGACGUGUUCGUCAGAUCGCGCGGCAGACGCUUGUCAACGAGGCUCACUUUUUCAUUUUGCGUCUGAUUAAUCGACACGAGAGUGAAAGCAUUCAAGCGAGAGGACGAGGACGUCUAUUGCCCGUAUGAUUAACGUGGGAGGCGAGCCUCGCUGAGCCUGGCGGCACGUCGGACCACGAUUAACGCGAUUGACGAAUCGAAGAUGGAACGUAUUGUAGCGGCGCGACAGCCCCUGUGAACAACGUUCGUGGCACGCAGUUGCACGUGUAUGCGUCGACACUGGACAUGAGAUUCAACGACAGGGAGCUCGCGGAAGCGAGCUUUGGACCCGCAGACCUGGAGGGACGCCUAAACCACAAACGGGCACCUAAGUCAGUGUUCAAAGAGAAAUGGUUCAAGCUACGGUACAAUCUACUCUUUUACUUCAACAUCAAUGACUUGGGGCACAUCGAUACGAGGCAACCUGCUGGAGUUAUCAUUCUAGAGAAUUGCAAUAUCAAUAUAGAUAAUUCAUCUGAAGGGGCAUUCGCAUUCAGCAUCUCAUUCCGCGACGAGCUGGACAAAAGGCAUGUACUGAGCGGUCGAUCAGAGUCUCAGGUGGAGCAGUGGAUAAGUGCCCUUAAGCAGGCGAGCUAUGGAUACUGGAGAUCUCGCCUGAUCAUGCUUCAAGAGAGAUUGUGUCAAAAAACAGGGAAAGACCCUUUGCUUAUGUAUCCUAGGAAUCAGGGUGUAGUGCGAGAUGAAGCUUGGGAACCUGCCAGCUUCAGAUCUCAUGUACGUUCAUUCACAACGUCGGUCGCACCUACAUUGAAUACAAUAACUAGGGAAGUUAAUCUCAUAGACCUUUAAUGCGGAAAGAAUAAUUUUAGACUAAUUAAAUUGAAGUGUAAUUUUAUAAACCAGUGGCCUCACAAAACUUAUAUUUUGAAGAAAUGCAUAGUCAAGAGUUUUGCGUAAAACUGCCACAAGCAAGCUAGUUUUAAAAUGCAAGCCAUUAAGUAUGUACGAGCUUUAAUAAUUUAUAUAUUUUAUAAGUAAGAUACUAUAUGUAUAGAAUCAUACAUAUAAGACAAAAUAUAGAAGAAAAAUAAAAUAUAGUCAGAUGGAGUAAUUUAAAUGAUAAUGAUUUUGUUUACUAUAAGAAAGUUUAUAUUUAAAGUAGAAAAGAGAUUGAAAACGAUUCUUGAAAAGUUUUUUUAAGACAAAGCUUAAUACAAAAAAAAAAAAAAAACAUGAAGUAUGACAAUAGCGAGAUAGUAUGAAUGUAAAAUAUGUACAACGAUAAUAACUUGGAUUAAUUUAUAAUAUAAAACAAGUUCUAUAAGUAUUAAUGUAUGCUUUGUAAUAUUUUGAUGACUAUGUUAAUGUUCAACUAAAGAUACAUAUUAGGUAUAAUUUGUAUUAUAAGACAAAUUUGUGAUUAUUUAUUUGCCACUUAUUUCUCCAUCUGCAUGUAAAUUUGAUAAAGUAUUCAUUCAUUAAUACUCAAUUCUAUUUUUAACAAAUUUAUGUAACAUAAUAACAUUGAUUGGAAAGCUUUUAGUGGAAAAAAAUAAAGGUAUUUUUAUAAUUUCUGCA
Solenopsis invicta (red fire ant) is the source of this 1873-nucleotide messenger RNA. RefSeq names its product pleckstrin homology domain-containing family J member 1. Bases 581 to 1144 code for a protein of 187 amino acids. Gene Ontology annotation, cellular component: early endosome; trans-Golgi network; recycling endosome. Gene Ontology annotation, biological process: receptor recycling; retrograde transport, endosome to Golgi; endosome organization. The record is from RefSeq and is a predicted model, not a curated record. NCBI's taxonomy places the organism in Eukaryota, Metazoa, Arthropoda, Insecta, Hymenoptera, Formicidae. The transcript has 2 exons.